AUGACUACUUCAACGAACGCAGCCAUGUCGCAGAGGGAUGUGCGUGCCGCUGCGCUGCUCGAGCAGGGGCGCAAGCAGAAGGCAGAGCUCGAUCGCAUGGUCAAAGCAGCCUUUGCACACUCUACUUCUUCGUCGUCCACAUCCAGUGCCACUUCCCGAGCUGGUAGAAUGCACCCAAAGGAACCGAGCACCAAGCUGUUGGACACAGAGAUCGACUUUGCCCGAAGAAACCUUCGCAAUACCUGGCUCAACCUUCUCUUUACCUGCACCUUCACCCGCGAGGCGCAGGCCGUUGACGGCUACAUCUGGAACGACACUUCGUACAGUCUCAUCUAUGCCUAUCGCUCGCACAUCUCGGCCGCGCAGAAAUCUGUCGAUCCUGCGAUGCAAGCACCAGGUCGACGCGGGAAACCGGCGCAGGAUGCAGCACGCGUCAAGCUCGAGUAUCGCAAGUUUUUGGUCGAAGAGGAGCUGUUUUGGCAAGAACUGGUGGGCAGGCUUGUUCGACUCUUCUCGCUCGACGAAGCGCGCUCCAAUCUCGAGGUGCUUGGUAUCGAUGCCGACGCCGACAAUGAUCAGGACUCGUCGAUUUCCUCGUCGUUGCCUCCGGACUCGUAUGCAUCGCGAGCGACCCGUCAGAACAACGCGCCAGACGAGAACCUGUCUCAAGCGGCGCUGCUGCCAGCCAAGCGCAUCCACCUCAUGACGCUGCUUCACAAGUUUCUCAUCUUUUGCGGCGAUCUGGCCAGGUACCGCGAAAUGUCGUCGCAAGACCACGAGACCGAUGCCUCCGGCGGCAAAAAGAGCAAGAGCUUGGCAAAAGCCGACUUCAGCCGUGCGGUCGCUUUUUACGAGCAGGCGCGCCUCAUCUUGCCUGAUCAGGGCAAUCCAUCCAACCAGCUUGCCGUGGUAUCGCUCUACAACGGCGACACUUUUGCCACGCUCUACUAUUACUAUCGAGCGUUGUGCGUCAAGACGCCAUUCGCGAAAGCCAAGGUCAAUCUCGAAAAGCUUCUGGCCAAGCCCACUUCCCUCUAUCUCGAAGAAGCUUCCCGAGCGGCCGGUGGUAGCCUGCCUGUGUGGGACGCAGCCCGAGACAGGCAAGCGCGCGAUGCCCAACUGGUCGCGAGGCUCUCCAACAACGUAGACGAGGCUCAGCAGUGGACGGAAGCGUGGAUUCAGCAAAUCAUCACCUUGCACGGUCUCUUCUACCGACGUAGCCAUCUCGUACACAUCAUGUAUCUGUCUCGCUCGGUACUGGCCACCUUUUCCACUCUGCUGCGCGCACGGGCUCUACGCGCAGAUCAAAUCGUGCAAUUCCUCGUUACGGCUCUUUGUGCGUCUUGGACGACACGGCUUUGGCGUGGUGCUCCGACACCGUCCUCCAAAGAAUCGCCGCGACCGUCUUCAGGCGGCUCGGAAGACCGACACCGGCCCCGGGCAGUUCGCAGCGAGCGCUCGUCCAGGAAGCGCGCUUCAUCGCCCGAGACGGGCCGCUGCGUCGAGUUUCAGGUGACAGCACACGUGCUCGGUGUCUUCCGCGAGCUGGCUGCCGUCGACACAGCCGAGACUCGGGAGGCGUUCGAAGCCAACAAGGAGCUGGCAGCAGCGCUUGCACAGGCAGAUGGACAGUCGGCUCCGAUUCGCAACCUGACCGCGGUGGUACGAAGAACGCUGCCAGCGCUGCGAAUUGUAACCAAGUGGACCAAGACACACCUCGAGUACCUGCAGCGUAUCGAGAAGCGAGCGCGCGACGCCAUGCAGCAGUACGGUGAGACGGACCCCGUGGUGGUGCGCUCGGAUAUGGAAGUGCGCCCCGAGUCGGAACGUCCAGAUGCUCAUCUCGCCGCGUAUGCAGACACGCUUGAAUCGAUCGAUCGGGCUUGGUCGCAGUAUGUGGAUCUGAUCAACAGCCUUCGCUAUGCUUUUCCGUUCGACUCGCUGCCCAACAUUGGCAAGGUGGGCUCAGUAGGUGCGCCGGCACUCUGCCUGGAAGAAGAUUCGGACAUGCGAGGUUUUGCACCCACGCGCAAGGCUACACAGUCGACAAUCCCGGGUGGCACCACCAUUACGCUUGGAAUGGGCGAGGCAUGUGCCAAUGUGGAGGCGGUGAGACCGAGCCAAGUGCAUCCGAACGAGGAGCAGCUGAUGCGCAUUGCGGAUCUUAUGAUCGAUGCCAAGGUGAUCGCCGAGUCGGACGCGAGCCCAAUUCAUUUCGAUGAUACCAACAACACGUUCGUGUUCGAGCGGAAGAGGGAAAUUGCGAGUGCAAGCCAUGGCUCCAUCGCUAGUGCGGCGGCUGCUGGGGCGGCAGCGGCAGCAGCGGCAGCAGCAGCGAGACAGACUGUCAGACCAGCACCGAUCGAAGACGCGGCAAAGACAGGCACGCGCGGCGCGCCACAGGCCGACGCGUUCAAGCAAGUUGGGGGCGCCAAUGUCGAUUCGGUGGAGGAGUCGAUGCGCGAUGUUCAGGUGCGCGACAAUGGCGUUUCGGCAGGAGGCGACGCCAACAAGACUGCAGAGCAGCUCCUGGUUCCAUCGCAGGUCAAGCCGAAGGCAUUCCAGAACAAGGACGACCUGGCUCGUCAACUGUUUGCCGCUUAUCCGCUCACAACCCAAUCUGCGUCCGGGGCAGGGUCGAGUCAGAUGGCACCUUCGAGCUCCAACUCUUCUGGCUCGGCGCACAGUGCGGCAAAUCCGCAGGAUGCUCUAUUGCAGAUGCUGUCGUCUCAAGUGGGGGCUGCUGGGCAAGGAAGGGUAGAUCCAGCAAACAACUUGCUCGGUGGCGGUGCGGGUGGCCAUCACGCCAAUCUGUUGCUUUCGAAUGGUGCGCCCAUCAGCUCUAUCUGGGCACCGAGCAGUUCAGAUAUGGGAGGCCUGCCCCCGCACCUUCAGACAUACGCUGGUAGGAUGGACGAUGGCACCGCCGAGCUGUACCAGCGCCAGCUGCAGCAGCAGCAGCAUCUGGGGUACCAGCAACAGUCGUCAUGGCCGAAUGCGGGCUAUCUGCAUCAGCAAUACGGUGCUUUCCCUCACCAAGGCGGGCCCGCAGAGUCGUACGGCAACACGACGCCAGAUCCGUUCAACCCUCACGGAUUCGGCGGCGCUCAUUUGCAUUCGUUUCAUGUCCAGCAGCAACGGCAGCAGCAGCAGCAGCAGCAGCGUAGGACGCCUCAGCCAGGCAACGUGCAUGGCGAUCGACUCGAUUUUGGAAACGGGCAAGACCCGUACUAUCCAGGGCCGAGUGGAGCGGGGGCUUCGCAUUCGCCUCGGUUCUCGUGA
Sporisorium graminicola is the source of this 3282-nucleotide messenger RNA. RefSeq lists its product as uncharacterized. Lineage: Eukaryota; Fungi; Basidiomycota; Ustilaginomycetes; Ustilaginales; Ustilaginaceae. The record is from RefSeq and is a predicted model, not a curated record. The transcript has a single exon. Bases 1 to 3282 code for a protein of 1093 amino acids. Gene Ontology annotation, molecular function: telomerase RNA binding; telomeric repeat DNA binding; protein binding. Gene Ontology annotation, cellular component: telomerase holoenzyme complex. Gene Ontology annotation, biological process: nuclear-transcribed mRNA catabolic process, nonsense-mediated decay.